AAGCAAAAAAGUUAGGAUUGGUCCGUGUCGUCACGGCCAAGCCACUUCGGAAGUCUGCAAACAGGGUUAAAAAUACAAUUUCUCUAAAGACUAAGUAACGACAAGAGCAGGGGAUUACAGACAAACACACAGACGCUUUUAAAGUCAACACACAGACACCAAGUGCUCACCGCGCGACAUUACGUCUUCUUUUGAUGACGAGAUUGACUUAUCCCGCGUGGUCCACGGAUGUUCAUGCAGCGCGCAGCGCGGGAAAAGUGAGCAGCGUAGAUGUGAGGGUAACAUUUUUGUAAAAAAAAAUCUCCUAAACACACGACUAUGGAUCCCUCGGAGGUGGAGUUCCUCGCCGAGAAAGAGAUGGUGAAGAUAAUACCAAAUUUCAGUCUGGACAAGGUCUAUUUGAUCGGGGGUGACCUGGGUCCCUUCAACCCCGGACUGCCUGUUGAUGUCCCCGUGUGGCUGGCCCUCAACCUCAAACAGAGACAGAAAUGCAGAAUUGUUCCUCCUGCAUGGAUGGAUGUUGACAAACUGGAGGAGAUGCGAGACCUGGAGAGGAAAGAGGAUGCCUUUACACCUGUUCCCAGUCCUUACUACAUGGAGCUGACCAAACUGCUACUGAACUAUGCGUCUGACAACAUCCCUAAAGCAGAUGAGAUCCGCACGCUGGUCAAAGACAUCUGGGACACACGUGUUGCCAAACUCCGCCUCUCCGCCGACAGCUUCAUCAGUCAGAUGGAGGCUCAUGCCAAGCUGGACAACCUGACUCUGAUGGAGAUUAACACCAUACGAGCGUUCCUUCUUGACUCUCUCAACUGCAUGUACAAACUACGGUCCAAUCUGCAGCCUGGCUCAAGCAAGGGACAGUUCACGGACUAUUGAUCCACAAGAUCCAGACGAUCUUGUCCCGAGAAUUUGCGAAGGCUGGGGUUAAAGGCUUGGACUGAGGUGAGUAGGUACUCACCAGGCCCUUCAUUUCCCAAAAGACUGUUUUCUCAGAAAUCGAAUCUGAGAUUUACGUCAAUGUCUGAAGCGGAUUGAGUUUUACUCAGACUUUUUAAGGGGUUGUAUUAUUUUUUUAGAGCGACAUGCAUUAAUGCUCACACAUUAAAAGCACGUAGGCUGUACAUGUAUCUGCUCUUCGAAAUAUAUGCAUAUUUAAUUUAGGAUGCUCACUGUAGUUUAAAACUGCCACAAGUUUUGUACAUGUCAAUAAGUGACAAAAUAAAUAUAUUUGUAUCAAAGUGUACUUUUUUUUUGUUUACCCUACAAGUACAGAUUUUGUAUCAUUGUGCUGAAUGAUCAACUUUGUUUGUUUCCUCUGUGUGUAAUACUUCCUCUGCAUAUUUCAGAGCGCUCUAGUUGAGUGGUGUUUUGCAGGUUUGCCUGCAAAACUGUGGUAGAAGAAAGGAAAUGCAAACCUUUUUCUAGCAUCAUGCAUGCACACAGGAGGCAUAAGUGUUAUAUAGUUAUAAAGAUAAGUGAUUAGUUGACCAACUCUUGAAGCAAAAAAUGGUUUCAGCUUCAGUGUGGUUGUUUCCACUUGGCUACUUUAGUCUGAAUUUAACUGGACGAGGUCAAUGCUUGAGUUGAGGGCAACAGCAGAACUACUUUUCAAACUUGAAAUGUUGGUCUUGUGGAGUGGAAAGAAGCUCAAAUACUCAUCGAAAGCAAGUGACGUUAAUAUUGAUUGAAGUCAUGAUGUUAAACUAAUAAAUCACCAGCUCUACGAAGAAUCUUUGCCAGGAAGAGCUCAGGAUUAUCAGUCCUUUCUUUUUAAAUAACACGAUUUUACUAACUGCCCACCUACCGGCACCCACAAACAGACAAGGGUUGAUAUUUAACAUUUUUGAAAUAUUUUAUUUUCUUUUUUGUCUGAAAUCACAGCCAUAUAUUCAUAAAUACCUAAUUACUACAUUCAACAAAGAAUAUAUUACAUUACAAUGAAUUCAAACAAGUACAUUUUAAAAACAGGAUUUCACAGCAUCUAGACAUCCUCCACUGAGUAAUGGGGCUAUUGCAUGGGCGUGCGUGGGUUGGAGACACAGGGAGGCUGGGUAAGGGGCUCACCGUACUGCACCUUCCUCCCCAGGUCAUUGGCAGCUUACCUCAGCAUGCGUAGUCUUGAUCCUCUGAACUGGCUUGGGCCUCACUUAUAAAAUGGUCUCAUGAUCACAUGGAUUUAGAUAAAGAAAUUUGGUGUUGGUUCUUGACAUGCACAUAUUUGAAAGGUGUGAGACAUAUAGUAGACGCUUCAAUGUAAAAAUCCCUGAUCACUGAUGUGUGUAGAAUGUCCCAUCGUGUGUA
Chelmon rostratus (copperband butterflyfish) is the source of this 2304-nucleotide messenger RNA. It is a transcript of the gene gins2, whose product is annotated as GINS complex subunit 2. The record is from RefSeq and is a predicted model, not a curated record. Gene Ontology annotation, biological process: DNA replication; double-strand break repair via break-induced replication. Gene Ontology annotation, cellular component: GINS complex; nucleus. Bases 319 to 879 code for a protein of 186 amino acids. NCBI's taxonomy places the organism in Eukaryota, Metazoa, Chordata, Actinopteri, Chaetodontiformes, Chaetodontidae. The transcript is spliced from 5 exons.